Elgaria multicarinata webbii is the source of this 1040-nucleotide messenger RNA. Its product is annotated as zinc transporter ZIP1-like. Gene Ontology annotation, cellular component: plasma membrane. Lineage: Eukaryota; Metazoa; Chordata; Lepidosauria; Squamata; Anguidae. Gene Ontology annotation, biological process: zinc ion transmembrane transport. The record is from RefSeq and is a predicted model, not a curated record. Gene Ontology annotation, molecular function: zinc ion transmembrane transporter activity. Bases 1 to 903 code for a protein of 300 amino acids. The transcript is spliced from 3 exons.
AUGUGGUCGCUGCCGGCGCUGAAGCUGGGCUGCCUCGUCGCCCUCGCGCUGCUGCCGCUGCUCUGCGGCCUCCUCCCGGCCGCGCUCCUCCGCCGCCGCCGGGGCGCCCUGGGGACCGGCUUCUUUUCUCUGCACGGGCGGAGCAUCCUGAGCUGCGCGGCCGGCGGGGUUUUUCUGGCCGCUUGCCUGCUGGACAUCGUGCCUGACUCGCUGGCCGAUCUACGGGACGAGCUGCGCCGACAGAGCCUCUCGCUGGACUUCCCAGUGCCUGAACUUAUCUUAGCUCUAGGCUUUUUGCUGGUGCUGGUGCUGGAGCACGUGGUCUUGGACUGUAGUGAACAGCAUGGAGAUGAAGCUUCUCUUCCACUCCUACCCAGUCCCACUCACCGGCAUGGUGAAGAGGCCAGCCUUGGCGAGCAGCAUGUUGGAGUUGGUACUCCUGAAGCCCACUUCCCCUCAUCCUUCCGCUCCUUGGUGCUGACACUUUCUCUCUCAUUGCACUCAGUUUUUGAGGGCCUUGCUGUGGGCCUGCAAGAUACGGAGGCCAAAGUGCUGCAGCUGGCUGUGGCCAUUUUGCUCCACAAGAGCAUAAUUGCCUUCAGCUUGGCCCUGCUGCUGCUCCAGAGCCGGCUGCCCCUGCGCUGGCUUGCAGCCUCUGUUGCUGCCUUUGUGCUCAUGUCUCCACUCGGUGUUGGCCUGGGUAUGGCAGUGACACACAGCCCAGAUACAGGCAGUGCCACAGCCCGGACUGUGCUGGAAGGCGUGGCUGCUGGAACCUUCAUGUAUAUCACCUUCCUGGAAAUCUUGCCCCACGAGCUGAACUCCCCUGCCAGCCGCCUGCCCAAAGUCCUUGCUGUCUUGCUGGGUUUCUCAGGCAUGGCUGGCCUGCGCCUCUUAGGCUAAGGCUCCCUGGAAUAGAGGAGCUGAAAGUUGGCAGCCAAAGAAGACCACCACCACCACCCAUACUGCCUUUGGAAGUGGAGACUUGAGCAGGCUGAAAAUAGACUGAGUUUCCCAGGCCAUUCCUUGCAGUCAAGGGC